Messenger RNA from Owenia fusiformis, 864 nucleotides. The record is from the annotation of a GenBank genome assembly. Lineage: Eukaryota; Metazoa; Annelida; Polychaeta; Sabellida; Oweniidae.
CAAUUUUAUACUGUCAUUUGCACGCCCAGAAAAGUUUUGUGAACAGUUCUAUUAAGCUCUAUUACAUAGCAGUCCUUUACUUGAUCCGGGGCCAGUAAAACAACGUGGAUAUUAAUAAUGGCAGAGUCAUUGAAAUGGGCAUGUGAAAAUGGAGACAUUGAUGCCGUCAAAAACCACAUUGGAGAGAACAAGGACUUAGUAAAUACUAUCGGAAGUACAGGACGUUACCCACUACACUUCGCAGCCGAUUAUGGUCAAACUGAGAUCAUCGAGUAUUUGGUUUCCCAAGGAGCAGAUGUCAAUAUGUCUGACAAACAUGGAAUCACACCUCUGCUGGCCGCCAUUUGGGAAGGACACACAAAAUCCGUCCAAGUACUCCUUGACAAUGGGGCUAAAAAAGAUGGAAAGGCUCCAGAUGGUAGUAGUUAUAUAGACAGUGCCGAAAAAGAAGAAAUAAAAAAUAUUUUACGAUAAAUCUCAGAUAUGAACUGAAAGUGUGUAAAUUAUGAGAAGUGAAGAGGGAAACGUGUAGUGCUUUAUUUUAUACAAAGACAAGCUCAAAGUUACGAAAAGUUUUAAAAAACUCAAUUAUAAGAAGUUACAAAUAUACAGGACAUCAUAUUGGCUGUGGAAUUUAGAAUGCCCAGUAUCAGAUUUGUACCAUUUUGGUUAAAUACAACCAAAUCGACAUAACAUUUUGUGGUGAGAAAAUAUUGAAGUCUACAUCUGCACUUGGCUUAUGCAAAAUCCACAGCCUUCUGAAAAACUCUGGUUGCUAUAAAAAGGUAAAUAAUGUUAUAUUAGGCUAUGAAUUGUCCACCAUUGGAAAGGAGGGCUGUGAAUCUGGCAAAAUCAUUGGAAACU